Mus pahari (shrew mouse) is the source of this 4683-nucleotide messenger RNA. It is a transcript of the gene Kdm4b, whose product is annotated as lysine demethylase 4B. Gene Ontology annotation, biological process: chromatin remodeling. The transcript is spliced from 24 exons. Gene Ontology annotation, cellular component: nucleus. The record is from RefSeq and is a predicted model, not a curated record. NCBI's taxonomy places the organism in Eukaryota, Metazoa, Chordata, Mammalia, Rodentia, Muridae. The coding region runs from base 285 to 3554 and encodes 1089 amino acids. Gene Ontology annotation, molecular function: histone H3K9 demethylase activity.
AGCGAGCGAACCAUCGAAGGAGCAAAGAGACCGGGCGAAGACGAGCCCAGUGGCCCGGGCGAGCGAGUGAGGGCCGGCGGGGGCGAGGCGAGACGGCCGGGCACGCGCCGCUCAGCCUGCUGUCCGCGGUCCGGGCCGCGCGUUGCGCCAGGCAGGACACUGCUACUGCUGGAGGUACCUGACAGGAAGCAUCCUGCCUGCUUCCUUGAGCCUGGGCCAUCUGGCCACUUCAGCCCCUUGGAAUCUUCUGGAACCGUCAGGUGUAGUUCCACUUUGCUGCAACCAUGGGGUCUGAGGACCACAGCGCCCAGAACCCCAGCUGUAAGAUCAUGACCUUCCGCCCCACCAUGGAUGAAUUCAGGGACUUCAACAGAUAUGUGGCAUACAUUGAGUCGCAGGGUGCCCACCGUGCUGGCCUGGCCAAGAUCAUUCCACCUAAGGAGUGGAAGCCACGGCAGACAUAUGAUGACAUUGACGAUGUGGUCAUCCCAGCACCUAUUCAGCAGGUGGUGACAGGCCAGUCGGGGCUUUUCACGCAGUACAACAUCCAGAAGAAGGCCAUGACCGUGGGGGAAUACCGCCGCCUAGCCAAUAGUGAGAAGUACUGUACCCCACGCCACCAGGACUUCGAUGACUUGGAGCGCAAGUACUGGAAGAACCUGACCUUUGUCUCACCCAUCUAUGGAGCUGACAUCAGUGGCUCCCUGUACGACGAUGACGUGGCCCAGUGGAACAUCGGCAAUCUGAGGACCAUCCUAGACAUGGUGGAGCGUGAAUGCGGGACCAUCAUUGAGGGCGUGAAUACACCCUACUUGUACUUUGGCAUGUGGAAGACCACGUUUGCCUGGCACACAGAGGACAUGGACCUCUACAGCAUCAACUACCUGCACUUCGGCGAGCCUAAGUCCUGGUACGCCAUACCACCGGAGCACGGCAAGCGCCUGGAGCGCCUGGCCAUAGGCUUCUUCCCUGGGAGUUCACAGGGCUGCGAUGCCUUCCUAAGGCACAAGAUGACGCUCAUCUCGCCCAUCAUCCUGAAGAAGUAUGGCAUCCCCUUCAGCCGGAUUACACAGGAAGCUGGGGAGUUCAUGAUCACGUUCCCCUAUGGUUACCAUGCGGGCUUCAACCAUGGCUUUAACUGCGCUGAGUCCACUAACUUCGCCACGCUGCGCUGGAUCGACUAUGGCAAAGUGGCCACGCAGUGUACAUGUCGAAAGGACAUGGUCAAGAUCUCCAUGGAUGUGUUUGUACGCAUCCUGCAGCCCGAACGCUAUGAGCAAUGGAAACAAGGCCGUGACCUCACAGUGCUGGACCACACGAGGCCCACAGCCCUGAGCAGUCCUGAGCUGAGCUCCUGGAGUGCCUCGCGCACCUCGAUCAAGGCCAAGCUCCUGCGCAGACAAAUUAGUGUGAAGGAGAGCAGACCCUGGAGAAAGGCUGAGGAGGAGAGGAGGCGGGAGCCGACCAGGAGGCCAGGGCCGGCGUCACACCGGAGACGGAGCCAGCCCAAGAAGUCAAAGCCUGAAGAGUCCAGGGCUCCAGGGGAAGCUGUGGCUGGGGUAGCUGCUCUGGAUGAGGCCAGGGGCUGUUCCCGAGGAGAGACCAUGCCUGAGGAGGAGGAAGAGGAGGAGCUGCUACCUUCACAGGGCCAUGAGACCGAGGGUAUGGAAGAGGAUGUCAGAGGCAAGCCUCGGCCCACUAAGGCCAGAAACAAGAAGAAGACUCCCAGCCCUCUGUCACCCCCAUUGCUGUCUGCCCCACCAGCCCUGUUCCCCACCGAGGAGGUCCUGAGGCCACCACCCCAACCCAAGUCUCCAGGGCCAGCUAUGGGCCCCAUGGCUGCAGAGAGGGGUCCUCCACCAACACCCCUCAAUGUCGUGCCUCCUGGGGCGCCAGUUGAGGAAGCAGAGGUGCGGCCACGGCCCAUUAUCCCAAUGUUGUAUGUGCUGCCCCGCACCAGUGGCACCGAUGGGGACAGGGAGCACUCUGCCCACGCACAGUUGGCACAGUUGGCACCCAUGGAGCUGGGGCCGGAAGAGGAAGACCAGGCCCAGGCUGGUGACUCACAGGCAACAACCCCUUUCUCUAAGCUGAAGGUGGAAAUCAAAAAGAGCCGGCGUCACCCCUUGGGUCGGCCACCCACUCGAUCCCCGCUGUCAGUGGUCAAGCAGGAGGCCUCAAGUGAUGAAGAAGCCUUCCUGUUCUCAGGAGAGGACGAUGUCAGUGAUCCCGAGGCCUUGAGAUCGCUGCUGUCCCUGCAGUGGAAGAACAAGGCAGCCAGCUUCCAAGCCGAGAGGAAGUUCAAUGCGGCAGCCGCCCUCAGUGAGCCCUACUGUGCCAUCUGUACCCUCUUCUACCCCUACAGCCAGUCAGUACAGACAGAGCGGGACAGUGCUGUCCAGCCGCCCUCCAAAAGUGGCCAGAGGACACGGCCACUGAUCCCUGAGAUGUGCUUCACUUCAAGUGGGGAGAACACAGAGCCACUGCCUGCCAACUCCUACGUCGGUGAGGACGGCACCAGUCCGCUCAUCUCCUGUGCCCACUGCUGCCUGCAGGUCCAUGCCAGUUGCUAUGGUGUCCGGCCUGAGCUGGCCAAAGAGGGCUGGACAUGUUCCCGGUGUGCGGCCCACGCCUGGACUGCGGAAUGCUGUUUGUGCAACCUGCGGGGGGGAGCACUACAGAGGACCACAGAGCACAGGUGGAUUCACGUGAUCUGCGCCAUUGCAGUCCCCGAGGUACGAUUCCUCAAUGUGAUUGAACGCAACCCAGUGGACGUCAGUGCCAUCCCUGAGCAGCGAUGGAAACUGAAAUGCGUGUACUGCCGCAAGCGUAUGAAGAGGGUGUCGGGUGCCUGCAUCCAGUGCUCAUAUGAGCACUGCUCCACAUCCUUCCAUGUGACCUGUGCGCAUGCUGCUGGUGUCCUCAUGGAGCCCGACGACUGGCCCUAUGUGGUGUCCAUCACCUGCCUCAAACACCGGGCCAGCGGAGCAGGGGGCCAGCUCCUGCGCACGGUGUCCCUGGGCCAGAUCGUCAUCACCAAGAAUCGCAACGGGCUCUACUAUCGCUGCCGGGUCAUUGGCACCACUGCGCAGACAUUCUACGAGGUCAACUUUGACGAUGGCUCCUACAGUGACAACCUGUACCCAGAGAGCAUCACGAGCAGAGACUGCCUACGGCUAGGGCCUCCCGCUGAGGGCGAGCUGGUGGAGCUGCGGUGGACAGACGGUAAUUUGUACAGAGCCAGGUUUAUCUCCAUGGCCACCAGCCUCAUCUACCAGGUGGAGUUUGAGGAUGGGUCUCAGCUGACUGUGAAGCGUGGGGACAUCUUCACACUGGAAGAGGAGCUGCCCAAGAGGGUGCGGUCCCGGCUGUCACUGAGCACUGGCACACCACAGGAGCCCAGCUUCUCUGGAGACGACGUGAAGGCUGCCAAGCGCCCACGGGUGGCCGCAAUGCUGGCCACCACCACUGAGGACACAGGGCGUAGCCCAGAAUACCUGUCCUUCAUGGAGAGCCUGCUGCAGGCACAGGGCCGGCCUGGAGCACCCUUCUAGAUCCUGCCCAAUCCUGUCCCGCUGUAGGUAACUGGUAACAGGACCAGCAGGAUCCAACUUGGCCAGACUCAGGGAGCAGGACCAGCAACCCUGGACUACAGUGACUCCAUGGGGCCUGGCCUGGCUCUGCUCUUCUCCUAAAGGUGCUAAGGGGCAUCCCAGAGCCUCCUGUGACAGAUGCUAGCCAAGGACACUGGGGCACAGCCCCAACCUGUUUUCUAGACUUGUGGCUUUAAAAACUGACAGCAGGUACAUUCUUUUUCCUCCAAACCAGGAUGUGAGGAGAUAAAAGUUUCAUCUGUGUUUGACACCUGCAGAUGUUUGUCUACUGAGCAGGUGGAAAGGCACUUUUGUAUCCCUGGAAGGGACAGCGGCCCAGUGUGCAGUGACCUGUGUGAUGGCCGCUUGUGCUCCCUCAUGCCUCCUGUUCUGGGAGGUGGGCCUGCAGGAGUGGCCCUGCCAUGCCCCCACCAUGUCCCUCUGUGCAGAGUCUGCUUCACUCUGCCUUUGCUGCCUGGGGUCCCAUGAGCCUUCACACUUGGACCAGGGCCUCUGUGACUGAGGGCAGGAGAAAGCAGGUGCCACCUUCACUUGAAGCUCUGGUCAAGUGACACGGGACACAGACUUCACAGGCCCGGUCUGCACUAUCUGCCACCGCCCACGGGUUGGCUAUGGGCUCAGUCUCUUUAGAAACCAACGCCACCCUAGGGCGUCAGGCCCAGGAUAGACAGCUGAUCUUAAAUGACAAAGGACUGGACUGAGGGCCCUGGCCCUAUGGACCAGCUGGGAACUUAGGGACUGGGCCUCUGCUGAGCGCCCGAUGGCAGCCGUGCCCAUGUGUACUUGGAAAUUCUAUUUAUAUUGUAAAGAGAAUAAAAAAGGACCUAACCUUGGGCCUGGAGGGAGAGGCCAGACCACAGGAGUCUCAGGCUAUGCCCCUUGUGGGCUAUGCAGUGGCUGCAGGUGGCCCCACACACGCCCCACACAGAGAGGCCCGGGUUUUUGUGCAAAAGCAAACCCAUGCCCUUCCCCCUCUCCCCACCCCAGAUGAAGGACUUCAUAUUUUUGCCUCAUUCUCUGGCCUCCGGUUCAGUAUCAAUUAAAGCCCUUGAGCUGAGCGCUUCCUAUU